CUGGGCGCCGCGCUGGCGGACUGGCCGCUGUGGUACGCGGACUGGAUGGACGGACAGCUGGUGGAGAAGGGACGGCAGGACAUGCGACAGCUGGCACUGCGCCUAGCCUCGCUCUUCCCGGCCCUCUUCAGCCGCGAGAACUACGGUCGUUUGCGGCUCAUCACCAGCUCCAAGCACCGCUGCGUGGACAGCGGCGCCGCCUUCCUUCAGGGGCUGUGGCAGCACUACCACCCUGGGUUGCCGCCGCCCGACGUCGCAGAUAUGGAGUGUGGACCUCCAAGGAUUAAUGAUAAACUAAUGAGGUUCUUUGAUCAUUGUGAGAAGUUUUUAGCUGAAGUGGAAAGGAAUGCUACUGCUCUUUAUCAUGUAGAGGCCUUCAAAACUGGACCAGAAAUGCAGAACAUUUUAAAAAAAGUUGCAGCUACUUUACAGGUGCCACUAAAUGAUUUAAAUGCAG
Messenger RNA from Galeopterus variegatus (Sunda flying lemur), 457 nucleotides. RefSeq names its product multiple inositol polyphosphate phosphatase 1-like. The annotation marks the transcript as partial. The record is from RefSeq and is a predicted model, not a curated record. Gene Ontology annotation, molecular function: acid phosphatase activity; inositol phosphate phosphatase activity. NCBI's taxonomy places the organism in Eukaryota, Metazoa, Chordata, Mammalia, Dermoptera, Cynocephalidae. The transcript has 2 exons.